AUGUGGAUGUUUUCUUGGCUCUGGGUCAUUUUAAUUAUUUUGGCUAUUGCUGGUAUGGAUGCAAUAGCGAAGACCACGCCACAUACCAAGUUUACGAAGAAAUCUGAGGGAAAAGAGGUGCCAAAGGGUCUAAAGCCAUCCAGCGUCCCACUUUUGGAAGAAGAAACCCCCUUCACUGAAUUGGCUGAAAUGGCAGAACCAACCAUGGAACCCUUAGACUUGGAUUCUUCUUUUGGCACUGCCACUCUUUUUCCCUUUGAAAAUGUCACCCUUGACCCAGCUGAUUUCUUUUUGAAUUGCUGUGGUUGUUGUUCAACUAUACCAGGGCAGAAAGGCGCACCUGGAGAAUCUGGAAAAUCAGGCCCUAAGGGAGAGAUUGGUGAUGUGGGGAUUCCAGGGCCACCAGGGGUUGCUGGGCCCCAAGGGCCCAAAGGCCAGAAAGGAGAGAAAGGCUUUAAAGGAGAACGUGGGGAGCAAGGAACAAAUGGAAUUCCAGGAUAUCCAGGAAAACCUGGAGAACAAGGUGGACUUGGCCCUAAGGGGGAGAAAGGAAAUAUUGGACUGGCAGGAAUGAGAGGACAAAAAGGCUCCAAGGGGGACGCGUGUGAGAAUGCAACCAAAGGCGAUAAAGGGGACCCAGGCGCUGCCGGCUCCCCGGGCUUAAACGGCGAGCCUGGGGCCAAGGGACAGAAGGGAGAGGUGGGGGGGAAGGGCUACUGUGGAGACUCUGGGGAGAGGGGAGGCAAAGGACAAAAGGGCGAGGAAGGGAUGAAAGGAGAGAAAGGUACCAAAGGAGACCUUGGAAGGGAAGGCAGAAGCGGCCCAGAUGGCCUGCCCGGGGCCAAAGGCGAUCCGGGAGUUAAAGGCGCAAAGGGGGAAUUAGGCGCUCCCGGUCUUGCGGGGCUUGCUGGGCUCAAGGGCGAGCCUGGGAGCAAAGGGGUCCGAGGCUCCAUCGGGAAGAAGGGCUCCCGGGGCCUGAAAGGCUCCAAGGGAGAGGGGGCCGGAGCCCCGCGGUCGGCUUUCAGCGCUGCUUUGUCGAAGCCUUUCCCUCCUCCCGGCGUCCCUAUCAAAUUUGACAAGGUUCUCUAUAACGACCAGGGACAUUACAGCCCCGUCACUGGGAAAUUUAACUGCAGUUUUCCCGGGGCGUACGUUUUCUCCUACCAUGUCACGGUGAGGGGCCGACCUGCUCGGAUCAGUCUGGUGGCCCGGAACAAGAAGCAGUUCAAGUCCAGAGAAACUCUCCACGGUCAGGAAAUAGAUCAGGCCUCUCUCCUCAUCAUCCUGAAAUUAAGUGCAGGGGACCAAGUCUGGCUGGAAGUUUCAAAAGACUGGAAUGGGGUGUAUGUCAGUGCUGAGGAUGACAGCAUUUUUACUGGGUUCCUUUUGUACCCAGGGGAAACUCCUGGAAUGUCACCAUAA
Choloepus didactylus (southern two-toed sloth) is the source of this 1422-nucleotide messenger RNA. It is a transcript of the gene OTOL1, whose product is annotated as otolin 1. The transcript has 4 exons. The record is from RefSeq and is a predicted model, not a curated record. Lineage: Eukaryota; Metazoa; Chordata; Mammalia; Pilosa; Megalonychidae. The coding region runs from base 1 to 1422 and encodes 473 amino acids. Gene Ontology annotation, molecular function: protein binding.